Phalacrocorax carbo (great cormorant) is the source of this 740-nucleotide messenger RNA. The record is from RefSeq and is a predicted model, not a curated record. Lineage: Eukaryota; Metazoa; Chordata; Aves; Suliformes; Phalacrocoracidae.
UACGUGAAGGCGUCGCUGAUGGCCGAGGGCCGGCGGCUCAAGAAGCGCAAGACGUCGAUCAAGAAGAACACGCUGAACCCCAGCUACAACGAGGCGCUCGUGUUCGACGUGCCGCACGAGAGCGUGCACCACGUCAGCCUCACCAUCGCCGUCGUCGACUACGACUGCAUCGGGCACAACGAGGUGAUCGGGCUGUGCCGGGUGGGGGGCGACGCCGAGGGGCCGGGCCGCGAGCACUGGGCGCAGAUGCUGGCCAACCCCCGCAAGCCCAUCGAGCACUGGCACACCCUCGUCGAGGAGAAGGCUCUGGGGGUCUCGGCCAAAGGGGCGUCGCGGGACAAACCCAGCGUCGCGGUGGAGCCCCUCGGCCCCGACUGAGCCCGCGGUGGGGCCGGGGGCGCCGGCCCGGCUGGGGGGGCCCCGACACCGAAGCCAUAGGGACCCCCGGGGCCCCCCCCCGGGCCCCCGACCUGCACGACAAGGGGGGGCCCGGCCCCCCCCCCCACUGUGAACCCCGGAGUCUGGGGAGGGGGGGAGGGGGGGGGGGAGGGGGGCGCCCCCUCCCCCCACAGCCACGUGAAGGACCCAGGCGUCCGGGACCCCCCCCCAAUGUGUGUGUACGGGGGGGGCCCCCCAAAAGGGAGCCAGGGGUCCGGGACCCCCCCCAUCUCCCCCAGUGUGUGUGUACGGGGGGGCCCCCAAAAAGGACCCAGGCGUCCGGGACACCCCCCAAUAUGUGU